AUGCCGUCUCAGGCCCUGGGCCCUUUUGCUGUUGUCGAGGAGGAUAGUGACCAAGAUAGAGGCGAUGCUGAAUAUGAGCCUCCUGCAGCGUUAAGUCAUGUUCACAGUGAUGGAGAUGGUGGUGGCAGGGAUGGGGAUGGGGAUGAUGAUAAUAUGGCUUCUUCUGGCAGUCGCCAGUAUUCCCUUUCUCAAAGUGCAAAUGGAAAUGUUUCUCAGUAUCAUGUAUCACAUCACAUGCAGACUGUUCAAGACAAAAACUCUCCUCAAGAUGUUCCUCCUCCUAAUAGUUCAUCUCUUACUCCUUCCUAUGCUGGUAUUUCGGCACCAAGUGAUGGUGCCUCCAACUAUUUGCAGGACGAUUUAAAACCACCGACCAUGACAGCUGGCGAUGCUACCCCUCAAUCUGCGAACAGGUCUAUGUCCUCUACUCCUACGGCCGCUGCAUUGUCGCGAGGCCGCCUUCCGCAUGAUCGAGUGGGUAUAUUAGAGGAUAGGAUUCAGGCUGAUCCACGGGGCGAUACGGAUGCCUGGUUGGAGUUGAUCAACGAACACCGUUCUCGAAAUAAGCUUGAGAGUGCACGAGAGGUCUACGACAGAUUUUUCAAGGUUUUCCCGUCAGCUGCUGAGCAAUGGGUUGCAUACGCGAACAUGGAAUCGGAAAAUAACGAGCUCUAUCGAUUAGAGCAGAUUUUUAAUAGGAGUCUCUUGUCCAUACCUAAUGUUCAGUUAUGGUCUGUAUAUCUCGAUUAUGUUCGUCGCCGUAAUAAUUUAACCACAGACACAACCGGUCAAGCUCGAGGUAUCAUUUCAUCCGCCUACGAUUUUGCUUUGCAGAAUAUUGGAGUGGAUAAAGACUCUGCAAACAUCUGGGUUGAUUACAUCCAGUUCAUUCGCUCCGGACCUGGAAACAUUGGUGGUUCUGGCUGGCAAGAUCAACAGAAGAUGGAUCUUUUGCGAAAAGCGUACCAGAGAGCUAUAUGCGUCCCUACGCAGGCGGUCAAUUCCCUUUGGAAGGAGUACGAUCAGUUCGAAAUGGGCCUGAAUAAGUUGACUGGUCGGAAAUUCCUCCAGGAAAGAUCUCCAGCGUAUAUGACAGCGCGGAGCUCCUUUACCGAGUUGCAGAACAUUACCAGAGACCUUGUUCGUGCCUCGUUACCUAGAUUACCCCCAGCGCCUGGAUGUGAGGGUGAAGAAAUGUACAACAAGCAAGUGGAGAUAUGGAGACGCUGGAUUAAGUGGGAAAAAGACGAUCCUCUAGUACUGAAAGAUGAGGAUGCUGGUGCUGGCUACAAGGCCCGAGUGCUUUAUGUUUACCGACAGUCGUUGAUGGCCUUGAGGUUCUUGCCAGAGAUAUGGUUUGAUGCUGCGGAGUUCUGUUUCCAAAAUGGAAUGGAGUCUGAAGGCAACGACUUCUUAAAGCAAGGAAUAGAUGCAAAUCCAGAGAGCUGUUUGCUUGCAUUUAAACUCGCUGAUCGGCUUGAAGUUACCACAGAAUCUGAGCAGGACUCUAAGAAGCGUGGUGCCAAAGUCAGGGAACCUUAUGACAGACUGCUUGAUGCUUUCUACGACUUAAUUUCGAAAGCCAAGGCUCAGGAAAUUAAAGAUAUAGAUUUUAUCGAAAAAAGCUUUUCUUCUGACGCAGACAAGCCUCAGCGGCAAGUCAUGGUCAUCAACAAUGAGGAAGACGAUGAGGGAGAUGACGUUGCAAAGGCAAGGGAAGCGGCGAAAAAUAGUCAGAUCGAGGCUUUGAAAAAGAGACAUGCUGAAGAAAUUGGCCAGCUGUCGAAGGUCAUAUCCUUUGCUUGGAUUGCCCUCAUGAGAUCUAUGCGUCGCAUUCAGGGGAAAGGCAAACCAGGAGAAAUGGCAGGGUCGAGGCAAAUUUUUGCUGAUGCGCGCAAACGCGGGCGCAUAACUAGCGAUGUCUACAUCGCGAGUGCGUUACUGGAACAUUAUUGCUAUAAAGACCCUGCCGCGACGAAGAUAUUCGAGCGCGGCGCAAAACUAUUCCCCGAGGAUGAAAACUUCACACUGGAAUAUCUUAAACAUCUCAUUGACAUCAACGACAUUAUGAACCCUGCCCUCAAACAAUUCCCCCACCGUUUCUCCACGCCAACUUUCGACCCCACUGGCUUCCAACCAAUUCUCUCCCCUUCCCAGACGAAACCAAAGCUAUCCUCUAUUACUCCCACGGAAGAAGAGAUGCAAUCACGCCAGGACUCCCCUCCCGCCCGCUACCUCGGAGCGCCGGGGCCAGCUGCAGGGCCAGGACCGCCAUCAACAACAACCCACUCCCCCAAGCGCCCCUAUGUGCUCGAUGAAUUGGACGAAGACUCCUCGAAUCGUCCGCGUAAGUUCGUGCGAGCUGAGUCGCCACUGAAAGGCGCAGCAGGCCGGCGGCUGAAUCAGCAGAAGCAACAGAUUCAACAACAGGUGGUAAAUGGUAGCGGUGGAGGUGGGGGAGGUGGGAUGGGUGGUGCGUAUGGUGGUGGAGGUCAAGGGAACAAACCACCCAUCCCAGUUCCGCUGCCGAGAGAAAUCAUGUUCCUGCUCAGCAUUAUUCCGGGCGCAUCGACGUACGAUGCUACGAGGUUUUCGCCGGAGAAGAUGGUUAUGCUAUUGCGUCAUUUGGAAGUUCCUUCGUCGGUGAGUCAGCUUAGACCGCCUGUUCCCCCGCUUGGGGUUGCUGGUAGUACUGGGGUGGUGGGGGGUUUGAAUCGUGGGCAGUAUAUGAGUGGCUACCGCCCUGGUUCAUAG
Histoplasma mississippiense is the source of this 2754-nucleotide messenger RNA. RefSeq lists its product as hypothetical. Gene Ontology annotation, molecular function: protein binding; mRNA binding. The transcript has 5 exons. Gene Ontology annotation, cellular component: nucleus. The coding region runs from base 1 to 2754 and encodes 917 amino acids. The record is from RefSeq and is a predicted model, not a curated record. Gene Ontology annotation, biological process: mRNA 3'-end processing. Lineage: Eukaryota; Fungi; Ascomycota; Eurotiomycetes; Onygenales; Ajellomycetaceae.